AUGUCAACAUUUAGUCCGCCCCGCGCACGAACAUCCAGAAGCUGCGGCAAUUGCCGAGUUGUGAAGCGAAGAUGCGACAAGCAGGUUCCCCAGUGUGGUCAAUGCGUUCGCACGCGCGAAACUUGCUCUGGGUACCGUGAUGAAUGGGAAUUGGUUUUUCGUGACCAGACAAGCGACACAGUCAAACGUUCCAGGCAGGUUUCAGAGAAGAAGCGUUUGAAGAUUAAUGGAGCCGCAACCGAGAUUAACGCUUUGACCAUACCGACCCCCGGCCCGAGUACCAAUCUUGGCGAUCUAGGCGUAAACUAUUUCCUCCAAGACUUUGUUGUGGGUGGUAAAUACCCUUCACGUGGCUUUCUGAACUAUAUCCCCACUGCUUACUCUGCCGAUGCUGAGCACCCGACUCUCCUGGCCAGUAUGGCGGCGGUGGGUCUUGUCGCGUUAGCAGCUUGUCGGCCUGAGCUUGUUUGCCAGGCACGUGCCAAAUACUCUGAGGCGAUCCAGCAUGUCAAUGAUGCAUUGUCAUCCCCUGUCGAGUCACUCAAAGAUAGCACCUUGAUGUCAGUGAUUUCGCUUGGAGUCUUCGAGCAUGUCUCAAAUUUUGAGUCGUGGGUUCGGCAUGUCAAGGGGGCUGCAACACUGGUAGUUGCUCGAGGUAAAUCUCAAUUUGCCCGUAGGAAUGCCAUCUUGAUGUUCAACCAGGUGCGCGCAGAUUUGACGGCUGCCUGUAUACAUAGCGUUCAGCCUUUUCCAAAUGAUAUCCGCGAGCUACAGGAAGAGGCUGCCAAAUAUAUCGACCCUUCGGAUGCAUUCUGGGCACUCGGGGUACUUGCCACCCGGUGUGCGACUGUCUUUGCGCUGGCCGCAAGGAAAAAUAAUGGCAUCCAUUGCGCUCAGUCUUGGCCUGACUUUCUAAAAGCAUCUAUUGCGAUUGAGGACGACUUCGAAUAUGUUCUUGAUAUCCUCGCUAAGCAGGAGUCGUACAAGAUCAUCCAGGAAUCGUGUGAGAGCGCGAGAUUCAUUUCAUAUAAUGGUCGAUACCACCUAUACAAGACAUCUUGGGCGAUAAGGCUUUGGAAUAACUCGAGAAUGGUUGAGAUCAUCGUUUGCGAGAUUAUAUGCUGGCUCAUUUCCAAAGUUCUUGAAAACGAUUCGCCUUAUUCUGAUGGGUCUCAGCUGAAUCUCGAAAAAAAGCGACACGGGGCGAUUGAGAUCAUGUCAAGACGAGGGAUGGAAAUAUUGGCCAGUGUUCCGCAAGGUUUAGGGCUUGUGUCUCUACCCAAUGCCAAUAAACCCCAAGAGCCGACUGUGUCGGGCGGGUACCUGCUAAUAUGGAACCUUUACACGGUCGGAAAGUCUCCUGCUAUCAACUAUCAGAACCGCCGAUGGGUCGUCAAACAACUUAAGGGUAUCAGUGAAAGUGCAGGCAUUACAAUGGCGCUCCAGCUUGCCGAGGACAUUGUCAAAAUUGAUCAGGAGGAAAGAAUAGAUUAA
Messenger RNA from Penicillium soppii, 1494 nucleotides. Its product is annotated as Zn(II)2Cys6 transcription factor domain-containing protein. Gene Ontology annotation, molecular function: DNA-binding transcription factor activity, RNA polymerase II-specific; zinc ion binding. The transcript is spliced from 2 exons. Gene Ontology annotation, biological process: regulation of DNA-templated transcription. The coding region runs from base 1 to 1494 and encodes 497 amino acids. NCBI's taxonomy places the organism in Eukaryota, Fungi, Ascomycota, Eurotiomycetes, Eurotiales, Aspergillaceae. The record is from RefSeq and is a predicted model, not a curated record.